Messenger RNA from Fundulus heteroclitus (mummichog), 1496 nucleotides. RefSeq lists its product as uncharacterized. The transcript is spliced from 6 exons. The coding region runs from base 296 to 1003 and encodes 235 amino acids. Lineage: Eukaryota; Metazoa; Chordata; Actinopteri; Cyprinodontiformes; Fundulidae. The record is from RefSeq and is a predicted model, not a curated record.
CUUCCUCACCCUGACACUCGUCUCUGGGAAAUUAUUCAAUUUGGUCAAAAGUUGAUCUUUCUGUGGUCCUUCUAUGUUUUCCUUGUUAAAUGAAUGCACUAGUUAGAAAUAAACAAAAUGCAUAAAUAGAUCCCAAUUUCAAAAGUUUAAACAUUUGUUAGAAGCUGUUUGCAUGCAAAGGUGUGUGUGGUUGUGAGAGGUGGUUUGGGCGUAGUUGGAAGGCGGAGAGUCAACGAGAGAAGAGACAUUCGAGAUCAUUUCCUCAUCGGACUAAUGAGACAAAGCUGCAGGUUUCAUGUCUGAAUCGAACAAAGGAAGGACAGAAAGGAAAAUGAGGAAGACGUUUGCUUGUGAUGAAUCCAUGAUCAUCACCAUCCCAAUCGGGAGCCUGAAGACCAUUCAGGAGGGUCAGCUGAUGCCGGAGAACUUCCACUGUGUGUUCAGGGAUAACUACAAGGUGUUUGCUGUCAGAGGAAAGCCGAAACCACUCGGGGCAGCCCAAGGUAUUGCUGGUGUGUUUAUUGUCUCACUUGGAAUGAUUACGGAUGACACAUUUAUCAUCAUCUUCUGCAUUGUUUCAUGUGUUCUGUUUUGGAUCUCUGGCAUGCUGUCCUUUGCUGCAGGAACAUGUCCAAACAUGCAUGUGACCAAACUGUCCUUCUCCCUGAACAUCAUCAGCUUCUUCUGGUCAUUGGUGAUUUUUUCUAUCUUCAUGAUCAUCAUUAUAGAACCUUAUCCUUAUUAUUAUGGCCCUAUGCCUUACCAGGUAAAAUACAAAAUCAGCAUUUUCCAUCCAGUUAAGUGUUGCUCAGCAGGAUUCUUAGUAUUUGUGCACUUUCUUUUAUGUUCGGUCCAGUUAGUUCGUGGGAUUGUCGGCCUGAUCAUGACUCUGCUGGUCUUUGAAUGCAUGAUGGCGCUCUUCUUGAUCUACUGGUUGAGUAAAGCUGUAUGCAGGGAACAUUUCAACACCUUGCCCAUCAUCAUGCUGAAGCAGGAGGACUGAAUGAUGAACAAAGAGCAGAGCAAGAAAUUAUCAACUCCUGACCACAUUUUAGUUUUUACAGCCUUAAAAUUCAACAUUACUGUAGCAAUUUUUGCUGUUUUGCUAAAAAGGCAAACAAUGUGGAAGUCUGUUUAAAAGCACACAAAUAUAACUUUCAUAUUUACAAUACAUCACUGCUGUAAUAUAGAUAGCUUACUUGAUCUGUACAGUUUCUUCCAUUGUAUUACAGACAGGCUUGUUCAUGGUAUUAUUACAUUAGAAGUUGUGUUCUGCUGCACCGGCUGAUGUCUGCACAGCGGCUUUGAAACACUUUUAAAGUUUUUUCAACAUUUCCAAGAAACUCUUCUGAAAUGAAAAUAAAGAAACAACCUCUCCGUUCUUCCUGUAACAAAGGGCUAAUAUCAGAAAGAAGCUUCUGUUUUGGUAUCAACCUUUUGCAAUUUUAACUACUGUAAAUAAAAGAUUUAUUGAAUUUUGUCACUAUUAAAAAUGA